AUGGAGUACCUCAGUGGGGGCAGCCUUGCACGUCAACUGGAUUUCUACGGGAGCCUGGAGCUUGACACAGUGCUUUUCCAUUCAGCGGAGAUCGUGUGCGGCCUGGAGUUCCUGCACAACUGCGGCAUUGUUCAUCGAGAUCUCAAGCCUGACAACAUCCUGCUGGACCAGGACGGCCAUGUUAAAAUAUCAGACUUCGGCCUGGCAGUUCCUAACGUGUUCGGUGACAAGACCAUCAGUGGCCGGGCAGGAACAUUGUGGUACAUGGCUCCAGAGGUCCUGCAAGGGCAGAGAUACAAUGCUGCAGUGGAUUGGUGGGCACUUGGAAUCAUCAUGUGUCAAAUGGCUUCUGGGGACUCCCCCUUUUAUGAAGGCAACGACAGGGAGAAGGUCAUCAGCUCUAUCAUCAAUGAUGAGCCCAGGAUUCCUCGUUGGCUGAAUGACGAUCUGAAGGAUCUUCUGAGAAAGCUCCUGGAGAAGGAUCCAAAUCAGCGCCUUGGUGCUCAUGGGAAUAUAAAAUACCACCCAUACUUCUCUUCCAUCGACUGGGUGGAGCUGGAAUGGAAAAAAGUACCACCUCCUUUCCAGCUAAGAGCACCUCCAAUGGAGCCUCUCAUGCCAUCUGAGGAAAAUCCUCUGUCCUUCCUGUUGUAG
Messenger RNA from Xenopus laevis (African clawed frog), 654 nucleotides. RefSeq names its product protein kinase C delta type-like. The transcript is spliced from 6 exons. The coding region runs from base 1 to 654 and encodes 217 amino acids. The record is from RefSeq and is a predicted model, not a curated record. NCBI's taxonomy places the organism in Eukaryota, Metazoa, Chordata, Amphibia, Anura, Pipidae.